Molecule: messenger RNA, 1844 nt
Organism: Sorghum bicolor (sorghum)
Lineage: Eukaryota; Viridiplantae; Streptophyta; Magnoliopsida; Poales; Poaceae
Product: DNA damage-inducible protein 1
Exons: 16
Coding region: 327-1559 (410 amino acids)
Biological process (GO): proteolysis
Molecular function (GO): protein binding; aspartic-type endopeptidase activity
Source: RefSeq, a predicted model, not a curated record
GGGGCUGGAGUGCUGGACUAUAUAGAACUUGGGAGUAAGGAUUCUUUCUCCAAUUCCGACUCGUACGCGAGUUAGCCUGCUGGUGGGUCUUAAACCUCUUUUGGGAUUAACGAGUCACUAGGAUAAAUUGAUGUUCCGGACGGAUUCUUGCCAACUCUCCAAGCAAACAAACCCCACUGGAGGCUGGAGCGGUCAAGCAGCCAAAAAGCCCAAAACUGAUUGACACCGUGGACUCAAAGCCGCCUCCCUCCCCCACUGCGUCUCUCCCCCUCACACCGCGAGUUGGGUUCCAACCGCCGAGCUCGAUUCCAACCGGUGGCGGCGAGAUGAAGAUCACGGUGAUGACCGUCGACGAGCAGAUCCUCACCCUCGACGUCGACCCCGACGAAUCCGUGGAAAAUCUCAAGGCGCUUCUCGAGGUGGAGACUCGAGUACCGUUGCAGCAGCAGCUGCUUCACUUCAAUGGGAAGGAAAUACAGAAUGUGGAGAAGCUCAGCGCCAUUGGGGUCCGGGAUGGCGACCUUGUCAUGAUGCUUCCCACCAGUGAAAGGUCAUCUCAGGAUACUUUAAGGAUAAAUCCUGCUGAUGGAACUGCUGUGAACCCUCAAGCUUUUCAACAACAUAUUCGAGGUGAUUCACAUCUUAUGGCACAGCUCCUUCAGAAUGAUCCUCAACUAGCACAAGCUAUUCUUGGAGAUGACACCAAUGAGCUACAGAAUAUCCUGCGGUCCCGCCACCAACAGAAAACGGAACUGAAACGUAAACAAGAAGAAGAGCUUGCUUUAUUGUAUGCUGAUCCUUUUGAUGUAGAAGCUCAGAAGAAAAUUGAAGCUGCAAUCCGGCAGAAAGGCAUAGAUGAAAAUUGGGAGGCUGCAUUAGAGCAUAAUCCUGAAUCAUUUGCCCGAGUGGUAAUGCUAUAUGUGGAUAUGGAGGUCAAUGGUGUACCUUUGAAGGCUUUUGUUGACAGCGGGGCACAAUCAACUAUCAUAUCAAAAAGUUGCGCUGAACGUUGCGGGUUGCUGAGGCUUCUUGAUCAGCGGUUCCGAGGGGUUGCUGUUGGAGUUGGUCAAUCAGAGAUACUGGGAAGAAUACAUGUGGCCCCAAUAAAGAUUGGGCAUCAAUUCUAUCAUUGCUCUUUCACUGUAUUGGAUGCCCCGAAUAUGGAAUUCCUAUUCGGGCUUGAUAUGCUGCGGAAACAUCAGUGCAUGAUUGACCUAAAGGACAAUGUUCUCAGAGUGGGAGGUGGUGAGGUUUCAGUGCCCUUCUUACAAGAGAAAGACAUCCCUGCACACAUACAUGAUGAAGAGAAAUUGUCUAAGUUAUCCUCUCUUGGCCAAGCAACUGGAGAGUCAUCAAGGGCACGUGAGGGUACUCCCAAUCCGCCACAACAAACCCCUCCUUCAGGAGCUCCAGUUGCAAACCCUCCACAGGGAGGGGAUUUUGAAGCGAAAGUCACGAAGCUUGUGGAGCUUGGUUUUGACAGGGCAUCUGUAAUACAAGCGCUCAAGCUGUUCAACGGGAAUGAGGAGCAAGCUGCUGCAUUCUUGUUUGGUGGUUAGACUCGUGAGAGCAGCCGUUUCUGGCUUUCUGUUUGCUCAACCCUUUCCAGGGUUGAAUAUUUGAUAUUUAAGUGAUUAAAGAACUAGGACAUUGUUUGGCCAGUUAAAGGGCUUACUUUUAGAGAUCCUUCAUAUUCUCUUGUUUCUGAGAACAAACACUUUUCUGUACCUGAUAUAUAGACUUUGUAGACACGUGAAUGCAGACAAAACUGUAACGAUUUCUCCUCUUAUUAAACUGGCUCUGUACCUGAUACAUAGACUAAUAGACACCUGAAUGAAGACAAA